AUGGAGUCUGUCCUGUUCUCGUCGCUUUUGCUAGUAGCUGCCUAUCCAAGGAGUGGGAGCCUCCAGCAUGAGUGGAUGCAAAGCCCUCCCAUGCCUUCCAGGGCCUCAAUGCCUUUCUUGGUACGUUUAAGCCCAGAGGUGGAGGCUGUGCCUCCUGGGGGCUCCGUGUGGCUUAACUGCAGCCACAGCUGCCCCCUGCCGGUGCGUUCCAGCCUGCGCACUCAGCUGCGGCAGGGAAAGACACUCAAUGGCUCGGGUUGGGUAUCUUACCAGCUACUGGAUGUGAGGGCCUGGAAUUCCAAGGUGCGCUGCGUCGUCACUUGCGCAGGAGAAACGCGCGAGGCCACCGCCAGGAUCACCGCUUACAAACGGCCGAGAAGUGUGAUCAUGGAGCCUCCUGUCCUAGUAGGCCACAAGUACACUCUACGCUGCUAUGUGAUACACGUGUUCCCCGUGGGGUUCUUGGUGGUGAGCCUAAGGAAAGGUGGCCAGGUGGUUUAUUUUGAAAGUCUGGAGCGCUUCACCGGUUCAGAUCUGGCUAAUGUCACUUUGACCUACGUGAUACGGGCAGGACCCAACGACCUCUGGCAACCACUCACUUGCCAUGCACGCCUCAAUCUUGAUGGACUAGUAGUGCGCAGCAGUUCUGCACCUGUUAUGUUCACGAUGAUCGCUUUGAACCCAGCAUCCAAAGCCUUGGCUUCUGCCUCCAUUGUGGCCCUGGUGGGGAUCCUCCUGGCUGUGGGGGCUGUCUACGUGCGCAAGUACCAGGCCGUGCAGACUCAGUUAUAAACGGGUGUUUGAUGCCUGACAAGAGGGAUAAAAAAAGAAGCUCAGAGCAACUAAUUCAGAUACUCUUGUUGGAUCAAUAAAGCCUUCCUCAGUC
Molecule: messenger RNA, 886 nt
Organism: Phodopus roborovskii (desert hamster)
Lineage: Eukaryota; Metazoa; Chordata; Mammalia; Rodentia; Cricetidae
Gene: Icam4
Product: intercellular adhesion molecule 4 (Landsteiner-Wiener blood group)
Exons: 3
Coding region: 1-792 (263 amino acids)
Biological process (GO): cell-cell adhesion
Cellular component (GO): membrane
Molecular function (GO): integrin binding
Source: RefSeq, a predicted model, not a curated record